Molecule: messenger RNA, 563 nt
Organism: Rotaria sp. Silwood1
Lineage: Eukaryota; Metazoa; Rotifera; Eurotatoria; Philodinida; Philodinidae
Source: the annotation of a GenBank genome assembly
AAAAAAAAAUUUUUUUACUUUAUUUUUGCUUUGCGUGCACCUUACUUUUCUACAUUUUAUUGUUCUAGAAUCAGAAUCAGAAUCACAAGCCAAUCAUUCAUCAUCCCAAUUCGAAACAGGUACGAUCUUAAUAUGUUUCCACAUUGAUUAACAAACUAUUAUUUCAAUAAUAUGCUCUAUGUUUGACAUUGAAACACCGUGUUUCUUAAAUGUAUAAUCUGCAUUUGAAUAGAUACGCAAAAGUGUAUUUUAUUAAUUUUUCUUUCUUUGUAGGAUUAGAAAAAAAAUGGCUUAAUCUUCAGUAUCAUGCAGAUGGUCAAAUUAAGAAGCCUGAUGAACUUGAAAAUGAAAUGCAAGAGCCAUCUAAUCUGAUCGACGAAAAAUUACUGGAUCAAAUUUCUGGUGCUUUGAUUGGAAUGGCUUUGGGUGAUGCCCUUGGGGCGCAUGUUGAGUUUCGUCCUCAUGUAUAUUUACUUGCAAACCCAGUCAAAGACUUGGAAGGAGGCGGCACAUGGGGUCUUAAAAAAGGACAGGUAUCGUCUCUUUAUCGUAUUUUACUAUAG